Molecule: messenger RNA, 1204 nt
Organism: Neopsephotus bourkii (Bourke's parrot)
Lineage: Eukaryota; Metazoa; Chordata; Aves; Psittaciformes; Psittacidae
Product: gallinacin-12-like
Exons: 2
Coding region: 598-900 (100 amino acids)
Biological process (GO): defense response
Cellular component (GO): extracellular region
Source: RefSeq, a predicted model, not a curated record
GCAAGGGUAGCUGGAAUAGCACGGGGCGAUUUUAGAGCAAGAACUGCAUAGCUAUCACAUAACUACCACCAAGUGGUGCAUUGCUGAGCUAGCCAGCUACCUCUUCCACCAGAGCUGUGCUCUCAUCACACGCAGGAGUGCAGCCUCCUAAAUUCCUGGGAAGCCAAAGCUGGAAUAGCAUUUUUGGCAGGAAAAAAUCACACCCAGGUUUCAGCUGGAGAAAACAUUCACACAAGCUCAGAUAAAAAAGGGACCGCUCCUGGCCUGCACCAUUCUCCUUGUUGCAGUUCCUCAGGAGUCUUCCUUUCAGGUUGCCUACCACCCAUCAGCUUCCCAGGGACUUUGCUGGCUGAAGCUGAAGAGCAUCCUCCUGAGCUUCUUUUCCCACUGAACUGCCUGCAGUUGGCAACCUACCAGUCCAAAAUGGCAACUGACAGAAAGAGGAACUGGGGAUGCUGAUAACCAGUGAACGUGAAGCAAGUCAUCAUUGUUUGGAGCCGCAGCACUGGGUCGGAAUGACAUGAAUGGUUUUCUCAGCAGCAGACAUUGUUCCUGAGACUGGAAUAUAAUUAACUCCUGCCUACUCCCUCUUCCCAGAUGCUACCCAGUGUGCCAGCAACACACAGAGGCUUCUGCAUGAUCUCAGGUCUGCACUUUUCCAGCAGAACCAAAGCAAUGGAGAUCCUUUGGUUCAUGUUGAUCUUCAUCUCCCUUAUGGGUCAUGGAGAUGCUCAUGGACCAUUAAGCUGUAAGCAUGAAGGGGGCGCGUGCCACUGUAGGCAAGACAGGGGCUUUUGCCGACUUGGAACCUGCGAACCUGGUGAAUAUCUGGCUAAGUACUGCUUUGAACCCAUCAUUCUCUGUUGCAAAAAUCUGACAUACUCCACUGCAAAGAGCUGAAGGUUUCCAAAGGAGCAAACUGCAGCACAUGGAGAGCUGCAGGAAUGAGGAAUGAUCUGCUGUUGGGAAAGAAAUCCUUUGCCUUUCCUGUCACUGUCACUCUUCUGGGAGAGCAUAGCUAUGGGAUCACUCUGAACGCAUCACUUCUUGCUUUUGGUGGGACUUCCUAGGAAACACUGUGAAAAGAAUAAAUUUGGGCCAUCUAGGCCACUUAUCACCCCUUUUGGCAGCUGGUUGUUACCUGUCAUGCAUAGGAGACAAAUUGCCUUCUCUUUACCUGAAAGCAAUAAACAUGAAGUUUAUG